Messenger RNA from Scomber japonicus (chub mackerel), 1169 nucleotides. It is a transcript of the gene ppp1r3c2b, whose product is annotated as protein phosphatase 1 regulatory subunit 3C2, duplicate b. Gene Ontology annotation, cellular component: protein phosphatase type 1 complex. Gene Ontology annotation, molecular function: glycogen binding; protein phosphatase 1 binding. The record is from RefSeq and is a predicted model, not a curated record. Lineage: Eukaryota; Metazoa; Chordata; Actinopteri; Scombriformes; Scombridae. Gene Ontology annotation, biological process: regulation of glycogen biosynthetic process. The coding region runs from base 30 to 914 and encodes 294 amino acids. The transcript is spliced from 2 exons.
AACCAAAGACUCAGCACCAGACUACCAGUAUGCAGAUGUCCAGCACAAGUGUCCUGCCAGCGUUUGGCCUUGGGUCAAUGGCCAAGUCAGCUGGACUUAUGGAGAUUGCUGUCAGGCUAUGCUUGAACCAAAGUAAACAACUGUGUCCUCAUGUUUGGGUACCCAUUCUGAAGCCCCUGCGACCAUGCAUCCGUCCUGCAGUUUCAGAAGAGAUAACCUCUGACAUCUUAGGCCAAGCCUAUCUGAACCACCCUCUCUUCGAAUUCUUGGAUGAAUUCGAUGAUGAUGACAUUCUUAUCCCAAUCAAGAACAAACAUGUGGUUUUUGCUGACUCAAAGGGAUUGUCUCUAACAGCCGUGCGAGUCUUUUGUGAUGAAGAGGAGCAGUCUGACCUCGACCUACUGCCAUCACUGCAGGAUUUGGGAAGCAUUAAAGAGGAUGGCUACAGCUGCACUGUCAGCACUUGCUGCCCAGGAACACGGCUCAAACUGGCCUUCCCACAGCCCUCUGAAAAUUUCCAAGCCUUUCGUGCUAAGCUUGCAGACAGCAUGGUUAUCUUGGAGAACUGCAGUGUUACUGAAGUGGCCCUCCAAGGCACUGUCCGAGUCAGAAAUAUCAGUUUCCAGAAGGACGUGAAUGUGCGUAUCACCUUUGAUUCAUGGCAGAGCUACAAAAAUGUGCCCUGCACAUACCUGCAGAAACGCUUUGGAGGACCACAAACAGAUAUCUUUGAAUUUUACAUUACUAUUCCUAAAGUGCUCGAUGCUAAGAGAAAGAUAGAGUUCUGUAUCAGUUACUCACCAGGAGAGCAGAGUAAGACCUAUUGGGACAACAACAGCGGACAGAAUUACAGGAUUGCUGUGUGUGUGAGCUCACAUCUCUGUCGUGGAAAAAAUCUAAGUGAAAGGGCAUGAUUUACUCAGCCCUAGAUAUACUCCCUGUUUAAUAUGCUACUGCUCAAUACAUCAGUACUGGGUGAAGAUGAGGUUAACCAUUUUAUUACAUUUGCAUUGUUUUCACUUGAUUCUUUUAUUUUCAUAAAUGUUUAGGCAUCUUCGCAACUGCUGUUUUAUAGAGAAAAAGUAUUUAAAACAUGUACAUUUUGCUCACAUUGUCUUUUCCAAAGUUGUUUAAAAUAAAGCAUCAAAUGGUAGACUUUUCUGUGCCAG